Molecule: messenger RNA, 4347 nt
Organism: Haliotis rubra (blacklip abalone)
Lineage: Eukaryota; Metazoa; Mollusca; Gastropoda; Lepetellida; Haliotidae
Exons: 5
Coding region: 578-3892 (1104 amino acids)
Biological process (GO): signal transduction
Molecular function (GO): protein binding
Source: RefSeq, a predicted model, not a curated record
GACCUAUCCCUGUUGUAGAGUAUCCCUGGUUUUCCUAAACAGAAAGCAAGACUGUUACAUUGUCACUUCCCUUCAACAAACGAUGGUAAGCAUUGUCAAAACUCGCCUAUUUCCGUAACGACGACUUGUCCGGUAACACUCGGUUUCAUUCGUAACUACUCGUGUCAUUCCGACGAGCCUGCUUGUAGACCACGGAAAGAGUUUGUUACGAAUGACUCGACUUGAUCCGGAAAAUCAAAUGUAGCAGAUACCACGUGACGUCUUUCUGUACGUCACAACGGGAGACGGGUCAUGGUGACAUUGCACACUUAGCGAACCAAAUAUGUGAAAGUGUCAAUUGUAAUCAUCAUACUAUACCAAUUAUAUUCAGAGCACGUAACUCGUUAAUCAAAUUGGUAACGAAGAAAGUUGUCCAGUUAUUCAUCCUCAAGAAUUAUCAUUCUCUUGAGAGAAUGCCUGUUCUAUUUAUAGUAACUGGGAAAAUCCCGUCAGAGCUGUUAUCAUUUGGAGCCGCCCGCCAUCGCCAAGUCGUGAACGAGUCGAGUGACGAGUGGAUUUAAGGAUCGGUUACGCCAAGAUGCCUUCAAAUUUGGAAGAAAAACUGAAGAAAGCAAUAAAUAAGAACUAUGUACAAAUAAUCAACACACUGGAUCCCAAAACGGUGUUGACACAUCUGAAGGAGACUGGCAUCCUCACAGUUGGGGGUUAUGACACAUACUAUGAGGAACUCAACAAUAUGCUUACUCAUGGAAAAACUAAACAAGACAUCAACAUAAGGUUACUUGACAUUCUGUACACACGAGACAAAUGGUGGAUAGCCUUCUUAAAAGCAUUGCAUCAGUGUCAGCUUCAAAACAUCAUUGGCAUACUGGAAGGAGCUUUGUCAGAAAGAGAGGUGUAUCGACUGCAUCGAGAAAUAGGGGAAGAUUGCAGGCCUAGAAACAAUGGGAGACCACCUAGAUCUGACAGAAGAUCGUAUAUCAGAGACAGACAGCCAUCCGACACUGAGUCAGAUCUGGGUUCACAAACAGAUAAUGACAAGUAUAAUUCCCUUCCUGACUCAAGAUCUCAAAGGAAAACUUCCCCUGAAGUAGAUCAGGAAGUACCAUGGCUGAACUCUCCAAAACGAUACCGUUCGGAUUGCAAUGCAGCUCCAGAUGCUAUACCACCAAAUGAACUCAGUUGGACACAGGAGUCCCAUGGUUAUGUACCCAAUGGGGAUCUUCAGCAUCCUGAAGAACAGGAUGAUCCUUCACAUCUUCAUCUAAGUGAGCCUAGGGCAGCACAGACUCAAACCUCGAUGCGUUAUGAAAAUGGAUCUUCCCAUAAACGUUCUUUUCACAGUGGACCUACUCAGUCUUAUCCCGGAUACAGGCCUGCAGUAGGGAAAACAGUAUUGGCUCGAUCCUCAUCUGCACCUUCAGGUCCUCAGCAUUCAGAUGACUUGUGGCACUCCAGUCCAAGACAGAGCCACAAUCCCAGCAAUGCAUUCCGAGGGAGCAGACAGAGAGGUCAGGGUCAAGUGUCCAGUGGUCAGCUCUCUCCUGCCAUCACAUCUCCUUCAGCCUUAAGUGACCAAGCCACACGGCAAGACAGAGCAAUUGAAGGGGGUCCAAGAACAAGUGGUCCACUGGGUACACAGACUUGUGGUCCUCAGUCAGAUAGACCCACCUCUUGCAAUGACCACUCAUCCUUAGCUCCUUUGUCAAGACAAGAAAAGAUUCAUGUCAAUUUCAACACUCCACUGAGUAACGUACCAAUGAAAGUACUCACACUGCUUCACAGACUCGAUCAUGAUCAGAAGUGGAGUGAACUUGGUUGCAUCUUAACUGACAAAUUUUUAAGUCAGGACUAUGAUAAAAUACUGACAUCUAACCAAGAAGAGCCUAAGACCAAGCAGGUUCUGGAUUUCUUCAAGGCAACCGAGGGAGAGAGGGCAACUUUGGGUAGACUCAUAACAGCUCUACAGAAAAUGAAGAGACGAGACAUUUUAUAUGACAUAAAGGAACUGACUGGGUUGACCUUUCAAGAUGAAGAGGAUGAGAUCAAUGAACAUACGAGAAAAAACAGCUGGGCUGGAACGAGCAGUAACAUGGUGGACUUGGACAUCCCAACUCCUGACAUCACACCAGCAAAUGUAAGUAGUGCAGCAAGAGCUGAUGCCAUCGGCCAAUUUGAACAGAGUUCCAUAUCCUCCAGCACUCUUCCUGUGACAAACCCAAACAAAUCCAAAGAUGAAGCCCAGCAGUCCUGCAUCAGAACCACAGAAGGUGAAGUCUCACAGAGUUCCUUCACUGGCACCAGAUCUGGCAUGUAUACAAGUAAUCAAAUCAUCUUGUCACAACUUGAAGAAGAAAAGAAACUAGAGGAAGCACUGCAAUGUGAAAAUCGAAGAAAUCAGAACAGGCCUGUAGAAAGUCCCAAUGAAGAGCAUCCGAUAGAACCAGAACAUGGUAAUCCUCCAUGCCUGGAAAGUGACUCCUCUGAUGAGAACAACCUUCAUCAAAAUUCUUCCAACAAUGCUGAAGGGGGUGCUACAAAAAUGGAAAAUGCUAAAAACCAAGAUACCAAACCAAAACCAGAACUUGAGUCCAAAGUCAUCAAUACCAGGUCCAGUGACAGCCCAAACAGAGAUGCAAUUGCCAGUACGAACCAACAGCCAAAGCCCUGUACAACUCCUGCAGCUGCCUCCAGUUCCCCUUUACCCAGCUCUAUGAAUUCAACAGGGACCGAAGCUGAUCUUUGUCAAAAUGGUCAAACUAGGAUAUUUUAUCCUCCAGAACUUCCUGUACAUGCCAAGGACGAAGGAUCUCCUACUUCAGAGAAAUUAUCUACCAGUUUUAAAGCAUAUGAACCUGUAUCUCCUGGACAGCUUCCCAACUUUGAUAAGAUCCAACCUGUUUCACUUGAAUCAUCAGGAAGAUCAAAUACUUCCCAAAGUAUUCAUGGACACAAUGUUGCAGCUUCAAAUAAUCCAAAUCAUUUGUUGGGUCCCGAUUCUGGUGUUACUGCUGGAACUCACCCUAAGGUAGGAGAUAAGACGUCACCAAACAGUGAUGUAGCUCACCAUGAAACUAUGCCCAAAACCGUAGCAGACUCCAGUGAUGAUAGCAUUGAAAAUGGCAAUACAGCACCUAAGUUAAUCUCUGGGCAACAAAGUUCUAGUGUCGAGGCUACCACACCACCUGAACCCACUGGUGCAACAGGGAGCCUUGGACCAGACUUGGAUGUAACGUCUGAUGGCAGUGUAUGCUUUGUCGGAACACUUGGAAGCUCCAUUCUGGAUAAUACACAAAGAUACACUUACCCGGAGAACAGUGAAGAUAUUGGAGAAAGACAUAUUUUGACUAUGUCUGAGGCAUCUGUGUGUCCAUCCAGCAUUGCUAAGUAUGAAAACAAAGUACUUCAACAGUCAAUAUAUUAUGAAAGAAUGACAGACACUAAAGGGUGUGAUGAAGGUGGCUUUAUAUCUUUAGGUGAAAGUGUUGAAGAAGAGGAGGAAGUAGGGGAACUCGCAUCAGGACACACUGAGGUCAAGGAAAAGUCUUGUCAAGGUCAAGGUCACUCUGGAGCAGAAGGAUCAAGAAGCAUCAAUGGAGGGCUUGGAGUCCCUGAUGGGACGGCGACAGCAGACUCCAGAAGCAUUGCACCUGCUGCUAAUGGAACAGGAGUUAUGUCUUCAGCUGCAUCACCUCCUUUGAAAGGAGCAUCAGCAUCCUCAACUACUGGAUGUACGUCCUCUUCAGCAGAUGGAGACACUUCCACUGGGCAUGCAGGGACAUCAGCUAAUACAAAUAGAGGGACUUCCUUUUCAAGUGUGAUUUACUCAGGAUUGAAGCUGGUUAAAUUUUUUACUAUCGCCACUGAUGUAAAUAAGUUUUAUUCCUCUUGAUUGUCCUUUACCCUCCUGUGUUUGACUGUGCCUUACCUGGUUGAAGCUCAACCAUCAACCGUGUUACAGCUGUACAUAGAUCAAGUUCAUUUAGAAAGUUUCACUGCCUUGUUGACAUGUUAUUGAUAAUUUGCUUCUGUCGAUUAAUCAGCAUCUUUUGGUGUCUGUCUAAAGACAUUGUUCUUCCAGAUUUAACCCCUCACCUCGGUUGUUGGCGCAGAUGUGAAUAUUGAUUGUAAGAAGUAGCUACGAUGGGGCUUUAAGUUAAGGAUAACUUGACAUUAUAAGUUGUAUGCUCCUCUCGAGGGUAAAACGGUCUGAUGUACGCCGCUUUGUGGCAGUGUUACCCAAGGGAGAAGCAUACAACGUAUUUAUCUUACCGCCAUGUUAAAUUGACAAAAUAUUAUUAUAUUUUAUUUGGAAGAUCGCUACCGACUAUAUGACAUGUAAACAAA